This is a messenger RNA of Cylicocyclus nassatus, 3148 nucleotides long. The record is from the annotation of a GenBank genome assembly. Lineage: Eukaryota; Metazoa; Nematoda; Chromadorea; Rhabditida; Strongylidae.
AUUGACCUCGCCGCAGCGUCACAGGCCAUCAUGAGGAGGCAUAGCCUCCAUACUUUCGCUCCAACUGGGUUUUGUCGCCUUCCGGCCUACACCCAAGAAAUCCUACUGUACUUUACGAUUCUUUUAUAUGAAGUGAUUCGUUUAUUCAUUUUGGCACCGUCGAUGUCUUAGAUGCCCAUAUAGUUCAUUUCGUAUCUCUCUGUCUCUCAUGAAUAUCCUGAGAAUCACACCAGCCGAAUUGAAUUUGAAGGCUGUACUUCUCAAUGGGCAAUCUUUCAGAUGGCGGGUCUUGAAUGAGUCGUAUUAUGGAGUCGUAGAAGGCGUCCUUUUUUAUCUGAAACGUCGGGAUGAAAGUUCAAUUGAGUGGUGCUGCCUAGGUAAAGCUGCCAGAAGUCUGAACAUAGACCCGGCAACAAAACUUUGCAAGUAUUUGCAGUUAGAAGUUUCUCUUUCCGAGUUAUGGGACGACUGGUCUUCGAAGGAUGCAUUCAUGAGUGAACUUAGAGGGGUACAAGAUCUGCAUGGCAUAAGAAUACUCAGACAAGAACCACUAGAGACAUUGAUUGCAUUCAUCUGCUCUGCUAACAACAAUAUUCCCAGAAUAUCGGGUAUGGUUAAUAAGUUAGCAAAGCUGUAUGGCGAUCCGAUAGUGUUUGAUUCACCAUCACAAUACAGCUAUGUGCUAGAAAAGUAUCCCGAAUUGGCCUACGCUUUUCCAACUUUGCCUCAACUGAUAGCCGUUCAGGAUGAACUCACAGCUGUGCUGCGAGAGCAACAGUUUGGAUAUAGAGCCAGUUAUGUAAGUGAGACUGUCCGGAAGCUGGGCAAGAUGCCUUCGGAUACUCUUGAGGAUCUCGCUCGUCUUCCAUGUGAGGAAAUUCGAAAGGCACUUCGCGAAUUUUCCGGAGUGGGACCCAAGGUCGCUGAAUGUGUAGCGUUGAUGUCAAUGGGACAAAACCAUUGUGUCCCCAUUGAUCGCCAUGUCUUUGAGAUCACCAAAAGGUACUUUUUGCCACAUUUGAAGGAGUCCUCGCUGACCGAAAAUCUGAAUCGUCGCCUCAUGCAGUUUUAUGAAGAAAAAUUUGGAGCCUAUGCUGGUUGGGCCCAGGCAGUGCUGUUCAACCAGCAACUUGAGAAAUUUAUUCAACAUCCUGUAGCAACAUAUCAGUCAUCACGUCCGAAAAGCGUCGCUAGUGCCAAAAUCACGAAGAAAAAAGUGAAAUUAUCCAGAAAAGGAUCUCCUACUUUGCCUUGCACCUCGACCUUUCGAUCUUUGUACUCCAACUUUUUAUGGGAGGGUCCUCUGCUGACUGGUUCUAAUACAUUUGAUUCUUUUAUUUGUAUGUCAGUACCAGUCGACCCUACUCUCGACUGCAGCGCUGCCGUGUAUCUUCUUGAAAACUCAAAGGUACAAACUCCAGCCGAGGCACUCGCGCAGCCCAACAUGUACGCACCUGCCACUCCUGGUCAAGAACAGCAGCAACAAGUAAUGGAUAGUCCAGAGCCACCAAAAGGAAGGCUGGAAAGGUUUCGCGACUAUCUUGGGCGGACGUGCUGUUCGUGUUUUCUGAAAUUACCCGUUGUCGUGAUCAUUGUCGCGAUAUGCAUCAUACUGGCUCUACUGCUGGCACUCAUACCUACCAUAGUAAUUCUAACAAAUUCGGAACGUUUGCAAACGCGCCAGUCGGACGGUCUAGAAGCUGGGGUAAUUCGUGGCAACCACUUCUUCCCCAAGCCUGAUCCCAUAGAAAUUGAUGAGGAGGACAUGGACAAGCUGCGAGGUUCUAAUAUUCGAUUAGUGCAUGGAAUUCCAUCCACAGCCCUCUUCCCUCCGAAUGUGUCCCUCUGUGAGGGUUACGGGUUUGCUUGUACGAACGAACCGAGUGUGGUUAUAAGCACAGCACUGCGAUGCGAUGGAAAAAGCGACUGUCCCGAUGGUUCAGAUGAACUGAACUGCAAACGUUGCCAAUCGGCAUUCUCAUGCUCUAUCUCUCCGAAGACUAAAGUGAGAGUCUGUCUACGAGCGGAGCAAAUGUGCGAUGGCGUAACGCACUGUCCUGAUGGCUACGAUGAGGAGAAGCACUGUAAAACAACGUGUGAUGAAGGUGAGAUGAGCUGUCCAUCAACAGCGCUGUGUCUUCCACCAUCAUCAAUAUGUGACGGGAUUGUUGACUGUGAUACAGAAGAUGAUGAGGUCAACUGCGAAGAAUGCAAUCGUGGAGCAAAGUUCUGUGAAGUGACGAAGCGUUGCAUUCCAGCAGGGCAACUAUGCGAUGGUAUUCCACAAUGUCCGGAUAAGUCGGACGAGCAGGGUUGUAACUGUCGCUCAUGCUGUGGAUCUGACAAGGCACUGUGUGCCAGCGGAGAAUGUCUAGAACGAUCCAAAGUUUGCGAUGGAAUAGUGGAUUGCGAAGAUGGUAUGGACGAAAAGGAUUGUCCGGGAACCUGUCUUCUGGAGGAAGGUGCGAAGAUACCUAUGGUGCGAUGUGCUGACGGAAGAACCUAUCCGGAAGCGGAAGCAUGUUCUGGAGCAAUAGAACAAUGCGCUUACAAUUGCACGAAAUGUGAUCCUCGCUUAGCUUUCACUUGCAAGGAUAAGAAGUGUGUUCCGCAAAUGUUGGUUUGUGAUGGAAUCGAAGAUUGUGCCGAAGGAGAAGAUGAACGAAGUUGCACCUGUGCGGGUUUCGACAAGUUUGAAUGCCGGUCUGCUUCCGGGAAGACCAAGUGCAUCUCAAAGACCAAGGUUUGCGAUGGGGUAUGGGACUGCAUGGACGGAAAGGACGAGAUGCAGUGCAAAGCGUGUCCACACGAUACUAUUCGUUGCGCCCAAGAGGGCAAGUGUAUCCCGAAAAUUUCACGGUGCGAUGGCAUAGCGGAUUGCAAAGACGGCUCCGAUGAGGCUGGUUGCACAUGCCGAGAGUGCAUAGGGCAUCACUGGAAUACUUAUAUGUGUGGAGCGGGUUCACACUGCUUCAGAAGAGAUGAAGUUUGUGCACCGUACACCAUAUGCCCGAAUGCGACAAAGGCUGAUAAAGUAUACUGCGCGGGAAGAGCGUUGCGGGGAGUGGACUGGCUCAGUAAAGGCUUCGACUAUUGUCUGGCUCAUUUUAAAGCUGGAAAAGCUUUGCGAUCCAGACAGUCGCUGUGA